Messenger RNA from Ruditapes philippinarum (Manila clam), 1550 nucleotides. Its product is annotated as zinc finger protein 239-like. NCBI's taxonomy places the organism in Eukaryota, Metazoa, Mollusca, Bivalvia, Venerida, Veneridae. Bases 234 to 1379 code for a protein of 381 amino acids. The record is from RefSeq and is a predicted model, not a curated record. The transcript has a single exon.
AGGUGCAGGUAGGCAAGAAAGUAUACAUGUAACCUGAAAACAAAAUAAUACAAUGCUAGCAAAGAUAGGAUAGCCGAAAAGUUUUAAGGAACGUUUUGGAGUGUGAUAUCUAAGAAUAUCCAACUACAUGUAUCAAAUAGAGAAGACAUAAGCUAAUUUUGCAAAAUCUGAACAAAUAUUUAUAUCAGACAUUUGACAAUACAUACAGGAGAGAAGAAUUAUAUUUUUGAAAAAUGUGUGAUAAAGGAGUUUCUGAGAGUGAAAACAACCAAACAACACACAUAAAAGCAAUUUCUGAGAGUGAAAACAACCAAACAACACACAUAAAAGCAAUUUCUGAGAGUGAAAACAACCAAACAACACACAUAAAAGCAAUUUCUGAGAGUGAAAACAACCAAACAACACACAUAAAAGCAAUUUCUGAGAGUGAAAACAACCAAACAACACACAUGAAAGUUAAUCUAGGAGAGAUUUAUUUCUGUAGUAUGUGUGGGAACACAUUUUCUCAAAAAAGUGACUUUAUAAUACAUAUGAAAGUACAUACUGGAGAUAGGAAACAUAUUUGUAAAAUAUGUCUUACAAUAUUUUCUCAAAGAAGUGAUCUAACGGCACACUUGAAAAUACAUGUAGAAGAGAAAAAUUUGAAAUUACAUGCAGAAGAGAAAAAUUAUAUUUGUGAAAUCUGUAAUAAAAAAUUUCUAUGUAUAGAUAAAGUUGCAACUCACAUGAAAAUUCAUACAAAACAUGCAAGAGAGAAGAAAUAUUGUUGCAAAAUGUGUGCAAAAGUAUUUAGUCAACCAGGUCAUCUUGAUAAACACAUGGCAGUUCAUACAGGAGAAAAGAAUCACUGUUGUGAUAUCUGUGGCAAUGUGUUUUCUGAAAGAAGUAGUCUUAGAAGACACAUGAAAAUACAUACAGGAGAGAAGAAACACAGUUGUGAAGUCUGUGGUAAAACAUUUACCCGUAACUUCAGUCUUGACAUGCACAUGAAAAAUCAUAAGGGACAGAAGGACCAUCACUGUGAGACUUGUGGAAAAGGGUUUACUCAAAGAAAUCAACUUGCAGAACAUAUGACAAUACAUACAGGAGAGAAGAACUUUCAUUGUGAAAUCUGUGAUCGAUCAUUUUCUCGAAAACGAUAUCUUCAGAAACAUAAAAAACGGCAUUCAGGAACAAAGGUAUAUUGUUGUGAAAUCUGUGACAAAUGGUUUUCCCAAAAAGACUAUCUUUCCCAACAUAUGACAAUACAUACAAGAGAGAAGAACUAUUGUUGUGAAAUAUGUAACAAAGUUUUUACUGUAAGAAGAUAUUUUGAUAGGCAUAAGAAGAUACACACCAGAGAGGAAAGUUAUCGUUCUAAAGAGUUAUUGAAAGAGUAGUUUGAAAUUACCAUUAUUUAAGAAAAACACAAUUUUGGUGAGAAAAUCUGAAGGUUUGAAAUCUGUGAGGCUUUGUUUACUGAAGAAAUUUAUUAUAAGUAAUAUGUAGUACAUGGCAGCUAAAUCACAUCAGAGAAAAAUUUUCAGUUGAGAAAUCUGCAAUAAACAUUU